CGUCAGUUGUCAGUUGAUAUUGUUGUUAUUGUUUAUUAGGCGACUUUUGAACCUGACCAGAUUAAAAUCUGAAAAUGUUUUAGAAUUUAUUAUGACUCGCCUCAGAAUGUGAUCAAAUAUUUCAAAAGAGAAAUGGCAGAACUAUUGCAACGAAGUCGUGUUAUUAAUUUAUACAAAACUCUCAUACACCUUGGCAAAGACUGGCCAAAAGGUUAUGAAUUCUUCCGGAAACGUCUACAUGCAGCCUUCAUGAAAAACAGAGAAGAACGAGACCCUGAAAAAAUUGAAAAAAUGAUUGCCCACGGCGAGUUCGUAGCUAAAGAGAUUGAGGCCCUUUAUAUGUUGAAAAAAUAUAGAACUCUUAAGAGACGUUAUUAUGGUGAUAAAUAGUGAUUAUUAUUGAUUUGAAAUAUUUAAUAUCGAUAUAGUACUGUGUAAACAAAUAUAAUAUCUUCGCACUCCCCA
Messenger RNA from Leptinotarsa decemlineata (Colorado potato beetle), 465 nucleotides. It is a transcript of the gene osi, whose product is annotated as electron transfer flavoprotein regulatory factor orsai. The record is from RefSeq and is a predicted model, not a curated record. Gene Ontology annotation, cellular component: mitochondrion. Gene Ontology annotation, biological process: respiratory electron transport chain. Lineage: Eukaryota; Metazoa; Arthropoda; Insecta; Coleoptera; Chrysomelidae.